AUGUACUGCGCUAAAAACAUUAAAUCGUUUGCCGGAGCAGCCCAAAUCGUUACUACCUUCACGCUAGCUUUAGUCGUCGGGAGGGCAUCCAUUGUUUUGGCACAGGUAGAAUCUUCCAAUCGCUUGAGCUCCGAUUUGUUUGAUCUAAGACCCCAAAGCCUACCUGAGUAUCUUCGCAAACAAUAUGAGGAGGAUGGAUUUGUGGUGGUCCCCAAUUUGGUUUCCAAACAGGCGACAUCUGCCCUGCUCAAAGACCUAGAGGCGUCUGACAUGUUCACUCCAGAGACAAACAUUCUUCGCAGAACCUUUUCUUCCGUGUCCAAAACUUACAUGACACUAUCAACGACAUUCCAGCCCUUUGUGGCAAAACAGUUGGUAGGGAGCCAAGAGUUGUACCACGCUUUCGACGCAUUGUACAUCAAGACUCCUGGUCAAGAGGGCGGCAACUGGCAUAGAGAUCAUCCCGUAACCCGAGUUGUACAGGACGAAGAUACAAUGAUUGCAAUUUGGAUGACACUCACAAACACUACUGGAGGUCCUGACGGUGCUUCCAUGGUGAUGGCAAAUGGAUCUCACAAGUGGAGCUUGACAGAAGGUUGCACUGGCUUGGAUCAUAUUGGAGGAGAACUUGUUCAUCAAAAUUGGAAAGGAUAUGAGGAAUGCAUGCAGCGGCUAGGCCGGGUCUCAGUACCACUUCCUCCCAUGGAGCCUGGUGACGCUGUCCUGUUCCAUCCAGAAUUGUUUCAUAAAACAGCGGCAAGUUUCGCCGCUGACCAGACAAGAGUAGCCCUCUCGCUGGUGGCAAUAACAGAGAAAGCACGGUUCCGAGCAGACCAAACAAUCCACGCGUGCAACGUCAAACCACGGGCUUUGUUUGCGCUGGAGGAGCUCCACAUAAAAGGUGGAGAUCUUCUGUCCACCAUGACAGAUGCCGUAUUCCCAAAACUAGACCCAAGUAAUGCACUCUCGGGACCCAGGACCACCUCAAGAUAUGUGCACAACCCCGAAGUCAAAAAGAAAUCUCUACAUCACAUGUUGGCCAACGUUCUCCUUGGUUGUUCAGCCAAGCGACUGCUGAGAAUUGUUCCGAACUCAUAUGAAGGUAAACGUGAAAGACAGGGAGGAUCUCCGAAAACAUUCGACAGCUAA
Seminavis robusta is the source of this 1149-nucleotide messenger RNA. The record is from the annotation of a GenBank genome assembly. Lineage: Eukaryota; Bacillariophyta; Bacillariophyceae; Naviculales; Naviculaceae.